CGGUUUGACGUGUCGGAAUUUCUAAAAGUGAAAGCUCGCCAAAUGACAACCCCUUUUAAAGAUAAAUAAAAGAGCAUUAUUGUUCAGACUUUGAAGUGGCCAUGGAGGACAUUGGUCCCCCUAAUGGUUCCCCCGCCCACUCUGGUUCCCAUGGCAACCUGGCUGCUGCAGCAGAAUACGACUACCUCAUCAAAUUUUUGGCUCUAGGUGAUUCUGGAGUAGGGAAGACAAGCUUUUUAUACCAAUAUACAGACAGACAAUUUCAUGCCAAGUUUAUAUCCACUGUGGGGAUUGAUUUUCGAGAAAAAAGAGUGGUGCACCGUGUACCAGGGGCAGAUGGAGUUGUUGGAAGAAGCCACAGAAUCCAUCUACAGUUGUGGGACACUGCAGGUCAAGAGAGGUUCCGCAGCCUUACAACAGCAUUCUUCAGAGACGCAAUGGGUUUUAUUCUACUGUUUGACUUGACUAAUGAGCAGUCGUUCCUCAACAUCAGAAACUGGUUGACCCAGCUCCAGACCCAUGCCUACUGUGAGAACCCAGACAUCAUUCUCUGUGGGAAUAAAGCUGAUCUAGAGGACCAGAGGAAAGUCACAGAAGAACGAGCAAGGGAGAUGGCUGAGAAACAUGGGCUUCCAUACUUUGAGACCAGUGCUGCCACAGGACAGAACGUGGCCAAGGUAGUGGAAUGUCUGCUGGACAUGGUCAUGUUGCGUAUGGAACAAUGUGUAGACAAAACACAGAGACCCCAUGCACAGAAUGGACGACGCCUACACAAAAAUGAAAUGGAUGAGUUCAACAGUGACUCUAAGUGUUCAUGUUAAUCACAUUGUUAUAAGGUCAGAGGUCAUUUAAUGAACCCUGUUUAAGGUCAGGUGCUCUUGGUCUUUGGUGAUUCUCUCUGUUUGUCUUGCAGCUUCUUUGAUUGUCUUGUAAUUACAGUAUUUUACAACUAUUUUCAAAAGUCUCUUAAUUAUUAGCUUUUACUUUCUGAUAAUGAAGACAAAUACCUAUAUCUAUGUGUACUCCAUUUAUUUACAAGUGACAUGUUAUUUAAUUGUGAUGGAAUUGCAGUUAUUCAUCAAAGUGGGUCAAAGUGUUACAUGAUGGAAGUAACUUAAUGUUUGUUAAAAUGUUGUUGAAUGCAUAUUUUAUCUAAGGCUGUGUCAGAUAUUAUUAACAUUUUCAAUAUUAAAGUAUACCACAACUACUAUAAUAGCUAAAUAUUCAUUGAAAUUGUAAAUAUAUUUUUGUGAAAAUGGAUAAAGUACAAUAUUUAUUAAAAUGCUUCAUGAGAGAGAUAAAAUCUUUAAAGCCCCACCCCACCUUCUUUAACAUAUACUAGUAUUUUUGUUCAAUUUAUGGAAGAGAAACUGUAUUCUGUUUUGCAUGUCUGAAUUAAAUGUUUUGAAAUGAAUUGUUAUAUCUGUUAAACUUUCUCUUUAAAAAAAUAUUUCUUUUGUACAGAGUCAUUCAUGAGACUAGUUUAGACAACUAAUCAUUAAAAUUGAUAUAAUGCUAUGAUUUUGUCAAGAUGGAGUACCCAAUUGAUGCAGAUGAAAGAUGAAAAUACAAAAAAUGAAUUAUUGUUAGUAGUGGUGUUUAUAUGUUAUGUUAUUUCCAUAUAAAAUAUCAAGCAUUAUGAACAUGAAAAGAUUCAUAAUUUGAUGUGUCUAAAUGAAAGCUCCGUGUAUUUUUUGUUCAUUUACUUUGUAUAUUGUAAUCUGCAUCACAAAAGAUGUUAUUUUUUUUUUACAUAUUGAGUUUCAUCUCCCUAGAUUCGCUCAUAUAAAAUUUGGCUCUAUUGAUAAUGCAUUAAAAAAAAAAUAAAAUAUACAAAUUUUAGUAAACCCUUCAGUGCAAAAUGUAAAUAGUAAUUGCCUGUUUUACGAAAGGUAUAGUUAUUCAACCCAGUACCUUUCUAAUUAGAUAGUAAAUGGACCUUAAUUUUUACAUAUGAAAAUAACUUAAUCAGUUUUUCUGUUUAGAAUGGAUGUUUGUUCUAUUAUGACGAUGCCUUUUUUCAAAACAUAAAGUGGCUUAAUACAAUAAUCUAUUGAUUAACAAAGGAUAGGCAAAACUAUUUAUUUUAGUUCUCCUAUAUAAGUAGGAAAAGGUAGGGAAAUUCCUUUUUUGCCACAUUGCCACUGCUGUAAAAUGAUUAAAGUGUCCGUUUAUUAUGUGAUUUGCACUCAAAAUUUAAAUUUUGUUCAAAGAAAGUAAACAAAAAUAUCUACUGUCAGUAGAUAUUUUGUUUAAGUAGGCAGGAAUGGAGAGGUGCACAUAAUAUUGAUUUGGAAUCAUUAUAAGUGUAUGUUUUGGAUGGAAUAGUUCCCAUUACAGACUAUGACAAUACAGAAGAAGCAUUUACUUUUUAAUUUACCUAUAUAUUUCUAUUUUCUCAUAACUGAUAAAUUGAAAAUUUGUUUUAAAAAAAUGUGAUCAGUGAAUUCCAUAAUAAUUCGUCCAGUUUUAUUAUAUAUUUUUUUUUCUUUUUUUCUUCUGAUUAGAAAGACAUUCUAUAUAUACCAAGGUUGUUUUUUUAAUUGAAAGAUAUAUUAGAUAUUAGAAGAAAAAGUUCUGUAAUAUUUCUUUAUAAUUGAAUUAAAUCUUACUGUUGAUAUUUAUUUUAC
This is a messenger RNA of Saccostrea echinata, 2630 nucleotides long. RefSeq names its product ras-related protein Rab-27A-like. Gene Ontology annotation, molecular function: GTP binding; GTPase activity. The record is from RefSeq and is a predicted model, not a curated record. Gene Ontology annotation, cellular component: melanosome; secretory granule. The transcript has 6 exons. Lineage: Eukaryota; Metazoa; Mollusca; Bivalvia; Ostreida; Ostreidae. Gene Ontology annotation, biological process: positive regulation of exocytosis; melanosome transport. The coding region runs from base 102 to 821 and encodes 239 amino acids.